UGGAUUCAUUGUUGUUGCAAAAACGCAAUAAAAGAGAGAUGGAAAUUUUUAAAAAACACCUCCAUAAACAUCCCCUGUGGUUCAUCGAGAAGGGAAACCAAAAGUUGUUCUGCACGUUAUGUGGGGAACGCUUAUCUGGCUCGGCAUACGGUUGCAGCAUGUGUAAGAUUUUCAUCCAUGAUCACUGUUCUAAGCUUCCACCCAGUAUUGAAAAUUUCUUGCACCCAUGCCCUCUUGUCCUCAAUAUUGUAUCGCAUGAUUACUUGCCCUGUGACUGUACUUUCUGUAUGCAACCUAUCGGCGCAUAUAGCUAUCACUGCGAGGAAUGUUAUUUUGAUAUGCAUGUUCAAUGCGCCCUACAGCCCACCAUGAAAUCAGAAGGUGAGAAGCUUAUUCAGCACUUCACUCACUGGCAUCCUUUAAAGCUUAUUCAGAACAAGGAAGAGGAUCAAGUUUGUUGUUUCAAAUGUCAAAAGGUGUGCUCUGGUUCUGCAACUGCUUAUGGCUGCGAGAAAUGCAAAUUUUUCCUCCAUGACUCUUGCAUGAUCAGCAUUCCACGAAAGAUCAAUCAUUUCCUCCACCCAUGCCCUCUCAUUUUGUGCACGAGUGGAAUCUUUUACACGUGUGGGGGUUGUGAAGAUAGCGGCUCAUUCUUGACCUUCAGCUGCAGAAGGUGUCGCUUCGAACUAGAUGUCAAAUGCGCCGUACUUCCCACUGUCAAAUCUGGAGGUGCCAAGCAGAUUCAACAUCCUAGUCACCAACAUCCACUAGCACUCCUUGGAAAACAUAAAGGGCCGUGGUGUUCGAUGCAAAGCAUGUGGGAAAAUUUGUUCAGGUCUUACAAAUACUUUUGGUUGUCGCAGAUGCAAGGUUUUUUUCCACAAAUCAUGCGCUGUUGAAUUAUCAAAAGAGCUUGAUCAUCCCUUUCAUCCCCACCCUCUCACUCCCUCAUCCUAUCCACAGAAUGAUUCUUGUGCGGCAUGCGGAUUGAUUGUCAGGUCUCUGCCAUUCUAUCGCUGUAACGAGUGCAAAUUUAGCCUUCAUAAGGAUUGUGCUAAGCUCAAACCCUCUUAUAAGUACGGACCUCACCCGCACCUUCUCACUCUUAUUGAUAAAACGGAUGGAAUUUACUGCGACAUAUGUUAUGAGAAAGCCAACAACUUCUGCCUUCGCUGUGUGGUAUGUAGGUUUAGCAU
Molecule: messenger RNA, 1196 nt
Organism: Theobroma cacao (cacao)
Lineage: Eukaryota; Viridiplantae; Streptophyta; Magnoliopsida; Malvales; Malvaceae
Source: RefSeq, a predicted model, not a curated record